Molecule: messenger RNA, 807 nt
Organism: Didymodactylos carnosus
Lineage: Eukaryota; Metazoa; Rotifera; Eurotatoria; Philodinida; Philodinidae
Source: the annotation of a GenBank genome assembly
AUGACCGAUCUUUCAAAAAGUCGACUUGAUUGGCGUGAAAAAAUUUAUAUGAACGCAAAAAACCACAAAUGUGAUUAUUAUGUCUUGAAUGGAAACAAAUUUUGGAUAACCAAUGGACCAGACGCCGAUGUACUUAUUGUGUAUGCUAAAACAAAUACUUCAACAGAGAAACCACAACAUGGAAUUUCAGCAUUUAUUAUCGAAAAGGAUAUGCCUGGUUUUUCAACUGCACAAAAAUUGGAUAAAAUGGGCAUGCGUGGAUCGAAUACGUGUGAAUUAAUAUUUGAAGAUUGCAAAGUACCUGUAAAAAAUAUUCUCGGUAAAGAAGGACGAGGUGUUUAUGUUCUAAUGAGUGGUCUGGAUUUUGAACGAUUAAUAUUGGCUGCAGGACCAGUAGGAUUAAUGCAAGCGUGUUGUGACGUUGCUUUUGAAUAUGCUCAUGUUCGAAAACAAUUUGGUCAACCAAUUGGAACAUAUCAGUUGAUUCAAGGUAAAAUGGCUGAUAUGUAUACGACACUCAACGCUUGUCGAUCGUAUUUAUAUAAUGUUGCACGAGCUGCUGAUAAAGGAAAUAGUAGUAAUAAAGAUUGUGCCGGUGUUAUUUUGUAUUGUGCAGAAAAGGCGACGCAAAUGUGUUUAGAUGGUAUUCAAAUACUAGGUGGAAAUGGUUACAUAAAUGAUUAUCCAACCAGUCGAUUAUUUCGUGAUGCCAAAUUAUAUGAAAUUGGCGCUGGUACAAGCGAAGUGAGACGUGUAUUAAUUGGAAAAGCACUUAAUUCCGAAUAUAAUCAAUCAAGAAAACAAUAA